CCUCCGCCUUUCCAUUUAUUUCCCAUUUAUUGAAGUUCAGAAGAUAACAGAAUUUGCCUUACAUUUCACAGAACAAACUUCUCUGUCUCUUUCUCUCUCUCAUGGAAGGACAAUCGCCGCCGCCGAAAUGGGAAGGAGAAGUCUCCGCCGAGACAACCGCCGGAAAGCCCCACGAAAUCUGGCCGCUGUUGGCCGACGACUUCUGCAGCCUCCACAAAUGGCUUCCCAUCGACACAUGUCACUACGUGGAAGGCGUCCCGGGGCAGCCGGGCCUGAUCCGGUACUGCGCCUCCACCGACAUGAUAUCGUCGCCGGAGCCGUCGAUCAAGUGGGCCCACGAGAGGCUGACUCAGAUUGAUCCAACCAAAUAUACUCUCACCUACGAGAUCCGUGAGAACAACAUCGGAUUCAAGUCGUAUGUGGCCACCAUGAAGCUGCUGCCGGACGGCGGCGGCGACGGAGGCGGAGGGUGCAAGAUCGUGUGGUCGUUCGUGGCGGAUCCGAUCGAAGGGUGGCCGCUGGAGGAGUUUGUGAAGUAUCUCGAUUUUUCUUUGCAUCACAUGGUGAACAAAAUGGCUGAGUAUUUGCAGAAAAGUCCCUGAGAACUUUCUGGAAUUCAUCCAAUUGUGUGUGAAAUAAUUUGCUUGGUCGUGCACAUCAGUUCGUGGGUUGUCGUCACCGGUAUUGGUUGGAUCUCUGUCAUCGUGGGCUUCUUCCGUUGGUGGGUCACCGUCGUGGGUGUUUUUCGGUUGAUUUUCGGUUGGUUUUCGUCGGUGCGUCGGUGUUCUUGAGGUGUUCCCGUGAGUUGUUGUCACCAGUUUUGCUUAGAUCUCUGUCAUCGUAGGCUUCUUCCGG
This is a messenger RNA of Benincasa hispida (wax gourd), 855 nucleotides long. RefSeq lists its product as uncharacterized. The record is from RefSeq and is a predicted model, not a curated record. NCBI's taxonomy places the organism in Eukaryota, Viridiplantae, Streptophyta, Magnoliopsida, Cucurbitales, Cucurbitaceae.